Coccidioides posadasii C735 delta SOWgp is the source of this 3019-nucleotide messenger RNA. RefSeq lists its product as uncharacterized. Gene Ontology annotation, biological process: protein refolding. Gene Ontology annotation, cellular component: cytoplasm; chloroplast thylakoid membrane. Lineage: Eukaryota; Fungi; Ascomycota; Eurotiomycetes; Onygenales; Onygenaceae. The record is from RefSeq and is a predicted model, not a curated record.
CACCAGUCUGAUUAAUUAUUAUUAUUAUUAACUCACCCAUCCCUUUCCGUUUGCCCUCCUUCGAUCCUCGAAUCAUAAGGACCAGCAGAGGGCUCCCUUCUGCCCCCUUUCGCUGAUUAAAAAUCGAAAGUCUUGCCUACGAAUUCGAGAGUGGCUUCUCGAACAUACGGCCGUCUCACUGCUGGCCACCUCAGCAGCAUCUCCAGCAAGCGUGGCGCAGGGGGUCUCCUGCUCUCGCUCUUCCUCGCGCACCCGAGCCACUCAUUCUCGCUCACCAGCAUCCUCCUUCUUUUCUUCUUAUUGAAAGGAGCCUUCGGGUGUAAAAAGAUAAAUAUACGCCCACCCCGGACCUGGACGUCCCUUUUGCCCACCCCAUCGGCCCAUCGCUGGGUGGCGAUUUUCCAUUUGAUCUUUUAAUCAGCAGUGUUCUGUUCUCUGCCCCUUUCAUUUCUUGCAAUUCAAUUCUUGCCACUAUAUAUUGUCCUUUUUAUCAUCUCUUUCUCCUCAAUUAACGGCAGGCGGAAAGGACUGCUAAGGCUUUGCAAGCGAUACGUCCUAUCCAUUCUAUCGAUUGACUAAUGAUUCCACGACCAAGGCCAUCUUGGACAAUGGAUCUCUAUUGACAGCAUCACACGCGCCGACGAGACCACAAUUCAAACAACCGCUAACCCGAAAAGCAAACGAACGUCCAGUCAACUCCUAUAACCCCCACUCCCCUUUUACCCCUAGCUUCUCAUCACACGGAUUAUCCUCACGUAUCCAUCCAAGAAAAUGACAUCGCCUCUCCCCCCGGACCCUUAUGCGGCCUUGGGCGUGUCUAAGGAUGCCUCCACAGCCGAGAUCAAAACCGCAUAUCGGAAACUCGUCCUGAAAUGCCACCCCGACAAGGUUAAAGAUGAGUCGCUCCGCAGUCAGAAGCAGGAUGAGUUCCAACGAGUUCAGGAAGCGUACGAACUCCUUUCAGACGACACAAAGAGAGCCAAAUAUGAUCAGAAGGCCCGCAUGGCCGAAAUGAGAAAAGAGGCGAUGGAAAAGGGAGGCCCAUCCGCGUCAUUCGGACACCGCACUGCCGGGUAUGACGUCCGAAACGGAAGAGUCUACGAAGAAAGAGUCCCGCGUUAUUACGAGGAGGAGAUGGCCUUUGCUGAUGAGCAAUGGUCGAGUUCGAGCAAAUAUGACGGGUAUGAGAAACGGCAGACCACCAAGGAUUCGGACGAAAAGAAGAAGAAGAGCAGAUCGUCCGAGUCGAAACGCGAGCCGACAAAGACACGCGAUGAUCGCGCAGGCAGGUCAAGCCGGGCAAAGAACCGGGACAAAGAGCGUCGAAGAGAACUCUCCGACAAAUAUAGCCACACUGCUACGUAUGAUUCUGAUUCAGACGAAUCAUGCUGUUGCCCCAGAGACUUCCCUGAGCCAAAAAUAAAGCGGGAAAGCCGCUCAAAGCACCCUAACCCUCGACCCAGAGAAUAUUCUGAUCACUGGGAAUCGUCGAAACAUGAUUCCCUUCAAAACGAUGCUCGUCGAUACAUCGAGCGGACCAGGAACGACGUGGCCGCCGAACGUGAGCGUCGUUCGUCGGGUUCGCCUUGGACCUUCUCUUCAGUCUUUCGCGACGCACAUCAUGUCGAUAGUCCUCGCCGCUCCUCCGCGCGACCUCGUGCUUCACGCAACGGAUCUGUUGACAUAAUCGAGCCUUCGCCUAAACGAACUCAUUCUUCUCGGACAAUUCCGAGCCUCACAACUGCUACGUCUGCUCCCCCCAACAUAAAGAUCCCUCCAACUCUGGGUAUGUCUCCCCCGACACGAUCAUCUACGUAUCAUGUACGAGAAAAACGGGACCCACCUCCAAUCCGCCGUGCUGAGACACUCCCACUAGGCGUCUCAUCUCGCCAUGGAGAUCCAAUCGUCACUAAAUCAUCGAAACUUAAAGACCUGUAUGACUCUGGGUACUCGAGCUCAAGUCCGGGUACUCCGAAAAUAUCCCCACCAAAAAGCAGCAAGCACGUGGUUGUGGACGAAGAUGAUGACUUUCCACGACACCGAACCGUCUUGGUAGAUCCCCCCUAUCCUUCUCAUCGGCGUACUCACAGUACAUCUCCUCCUCAGCGCGAGCCCGUACCGUUCAUGAUGCGGCCACCACCAAAGUCAAAACGAUCGAAAUCGCGUGAUAUUCAUGCGCGUCAUGAUUCCAUCCCGAAGCUACGGACCAGUCGAGAUGGGUUAUUUGCCGAGAUAACUGACGAUUAUUACCCACGAUUCUCAGACGAGCGAGCCCGAUACUCGCCCAAGAUCCGACAAGAAGACAGUUACCACGAGAUUUAUCCGAGAUCGUAUAGAUCUGAUCCUCGCUCACAUACCAGGAAAGAAUCAUGUGCUUAUUAGUUUCAUUCCUCUUUCGUCCCGGUUCUUCCAUAAGAACCGGCGUAUAGUCUUCACACAAUUUGUUUUGCAUCGUCACGAUUUUUCUCGUGAUAUCACAGGGCGGCUUAUACACCUUCCAAACCCUCUUCUCUUCGGGAAGUCUGCUUUUCUGACUUUAUCGAGUGUAUAAUCUGAAACUCAACACUCGGGAUAAAUACUGAACUAUCACUCCGCCUAUUUUCGUGGACAUAACAGUCGCUCAGAUUUGAUUCCAUUUACGAGACAUGUUGCUUUACUGAUGAUGACCCCAUCGCUACGAAUUUCUCUUUUCUUUUUUGUUUUAUUUUUCUUUAGCUUUUUGUUGGUGACCUCGCCCAUCUUUCCAGUGGUCUGCUAAUCCAGUUUCAUCAUCGAGAUCCAGCAGGACCGACCCAACUUUGUGCAUUUACUAUCUGGAAGAGCAUCUCAACCAAUUCAUGUGGCAACACACUUAGAUCUGCUUUUUUGGAUUUUUUUAUUUUGUUUUCCCAAUCCUUUCCGUCGGUAUUUUUGCUCUUGCUCUCGGCCCUCUUUCCGCCUUUGCUUCCUUAUUUUCAUUGCCAGGAGCAGUGAUUCUUGUUCGCAGUCGCCUGAAGCAAAAGAAAGAAAAAUUAAGGGG